GCGUCAAAUGGUUGCUUUGAUGGAAGUCUAAAUUCUCUCUAGGUUGGAAUGUUGGCGUUCCCACUGUAGAGCUGCGUUCCACUCACUCCAGUUGCUAGUUCUAGAUCAAAACUUUCAGCAUUGACUUCAAAAAAAAUGUAAGAAACUUGACAUGGGCUUUGAAACGCCUUGGAUAAUAACAUAACGAAGACGAAAUGAAAAGAAACUACUUUUGUGAUUAGGAAGCAAAACAAUGUAAUCAACACAAACAAGAGGCACCAUCCCUUGAGUUUUCUCAGUCGGGUACAAGAAACACUACGGUGCCGAAUAAGAGCAGUUGGUGUGUGGACUUGGGAAGACCCGAUGUCAUGGUUCUUUAUGUGAGUCCUUAAGUGGAAACUCCAGAGUCUUAAUAACAGCUGCAUGGUUCUAGUAUGAAAGUCAAUUAAGUUGUUCUCCAGGAAGUGUGGUUGCACAGAAUGGUGCAAGUGUGGUUUUCUACUGGAUUUUAAAGGCAGAAAAAGGAAUUAUAUAACCCGGAUUUACAAUGAGGCCAAAGACGUUCCCUGCCACUUCGUACCCUGGGAACAGCCGCCAGAGACUGCAGGAGAUCCGAGAGGUGCUGAAGCCGCCUCCCAUGCCUUCAGGACAGAGCUUACCUUGUGGUCCCGAAUGCGAAAGCCAGCCUGACUCAAAAGCCUCAGCAGGGAAGGACGCAGCCAGGCAGCAGCAAAUUAGAGCAGUGCCAAAAUUUGGCCCAUAUCAGAAAGCCCUGCGAGAGAUCAGAAACUCAUUGCUGCCAUUUGCAAAUGAAACUGGACACACUACAAGUAUAGAAGUGAACAGACAGAUGUUGCAGGAGUUGGUGAAUGCAGGAUGUGACCAGGAAAUGGCCAUUCGCGCUCUGAAGCAGACAGGCAGCAGAAACAUUGAUGCAGCCUUGGAUUACAUCAGUAAAAUGGGAUACCUGGAUCCAAGGAAUGAACAGAUAGUGCGUGUAAUCAAGCAGACUUCCCCAGGAAAAGGCGGUGGGUCAAGUCCUGUCGAUCACAGGCCAGUAUUAGAGGGACCAAGUGAUGCAAUGUCUCACUAUCAUCAAAUGGGGAAUCCAGGUGGCUAUGGAGGAGAAAGUACAAACAUGAUAGGAGAGAUACCAAGGCCGUACAUGAAUGUUCCAGUCGUGAACUACAUCAUGCCCUCAUCACAGGUUCCAGCCAUAGGCAGCCCAAUGCAGAGGCCCUCGAGUAUUGGUCCAUACACAGCGAUGUCUGCUCAGAAUCCGCCAGGGAAUUCCAUGUACCUUCCAUGUGAUCUUAAACACCAGCCAUACCCCACAAACAUGGAGCAGGCCAUGAUGAUCUAUUCCAUUCCAAGCCACAGUGGACAGCCCUUGCAACUGCAAGGAGCUCCAGGUCCAAGCAGCCCACAUUAUGUCAGACAGCACAUGAUGGGGCCGGCUGAGACCUCAGGGUAUGGCGUGAAGAGGAGCCCUUCCUUUCAAAACAAGAUACAGCAGGAGAGCAAUUAUGGAAGCCUGCAGAGCAAAGGAUCGCUGGGUCAGAACAGCACAGGGUAUUCCUUCCAGCAGUCACCAUCCAACCUAUACCUUCCACCGCAUACUCAUCACAGGCAGUCAAGCCCUACCUCUCACCAGGUGCACAUGAUCUCCAGAGCUUCAGCAAUGGGGACCGAUUUCCAAGAUGUUCCCCAGAACCUAUUGACUCCAUCCAGAGCCAGCUUAAAUAUGGACCUCUAUGACCACCAGGUCCAGCACUGGGUAACACCUUCCCCAACCAGACAUGAAUCUCUACCUAACCCUGGUCCGGAGACUCAGGUCAGGCAGCAGCAGGGGCCCUUCAGAGGAGAGGUCCACGGGCCCAGCAGAAGCAGCUCCUUCAAAAAUCAUCAACAGAAGGUGCAUGUGACAGUAAGGCAACCAGACACUUCCCUUGCCCCACCCAACACUAUCACUGCAGUAACAUCGGCCCCUAUCCUACAGCCUGUGAUAAGCAUCAGGGUCAUGAGGCCAGAGCCAGAGAUUGCAGUGGGGCCAUGUCACCCUGGAUGGCUGCCAGCCCAGUCACAGGCUUUAGAGAAUUCUGAACUGAUGGAGCAGCAUUCCUAUUCAGCAGCUGGGGCUGAAGCCUAUAGUGUUGAACCCAUUGACUGUACUGUCCAAGAACCAAGGUGCCCUCCUCCACCAUACCCCAAAAACUUGCUGCUCCCAAGUAACUCAGAGCAGCAGAUGGAGAACAACACUUGGGUUGUCCCUAGCUUAGUCUCUAAUAAGUCUGAAGACACAAGCGGUGGAGAGAAGAACGACAAGGCCAGCAGCAAGGGUGGCAAAGCAGAGAAAGCCAUGAAGGACAAGAAGCAGAUUCAGACGUCCCCUGUGCCAGUACGUAAGAAUGCAAGAGAUGAAGAGAAGAGGGAAUCCCGCAUCAAGAGCUACUCUCCUUUUGCUUUCAAGUUCUAUAUGGAACAGCACAUAGAGAAUGUCAUGAAAACGUACCAGCAAAAGCUCAAUAGAAGAAUACAGCUUGAACAAGAAAUGUCAAAGGCAGGGCUUUCUGAGGCAGAACAGGAACAGAUGAGGAAGAUGCUAUACCAGAAGGAGUCCAACUACAACCGACUCAAAAGAGCGAAAAUGGACAAGUCCAUGUUUGUGAAAAUCAAAACCCUGGGCAUUGGUGCUUUUGGAGAAGUGUGUCUCACUCGGAAAGUGGACACAAACGCGUUAUAUGCCAUGAAGACCCUGCGCAAGAAGGAUGUCCUGAACCGCAACCAGGUGGCUCACGUGAAGGCUGAGAGGGACAUCCUUGCUGAGGCCGACAAUGAGUGGGUGGUAAAGCUGUACUACUCCUUUCAGGACAAGGACAACCUCUACUUUGUCAUGGACUACAUCCCAGGAGGGGACAUGAUGAGCCUUCUCAUUCGCAUGGGGGUCUUCCCAGAGCAGCUGGCCAUGUUCUACAUUGCCGAGCUUACACUAGCCAUUGAGAGCGUGCACAAGAUGGGAUUCAUCCACCGCGACAUCAAACCUGACAAUAUCCUGAUCGACCAGGACGGGCACAUCAAGCUCACCGACUUCGGUCUCUGCACUGGCUUUCGCUGGACCCACAAUUCCAAAUACUAUCAAAAAGGGAGCCACAUCAGACAAGACAGUAUGGAGCCCAGCAAUUUCUGGGACAAUGUAUCUAACUGUCGCUGUGGAGAUCGGUUAAUGACACUUGAGCAGAAAGCUGCCAGACAGCACCAGAGGUGCUUAGCACAUUCCUUAGUGGGGACUCCCAACUACAUUGCUCCUGAGGUGCUCCUACGAAAAGGCUAUACACAGCUUUGUGACUGGUGGAGUGUUGGUGUUAUCCUCUUUGAAAUGUUGGUAGGGCAACCUCCAUUUCUGGCCUCAACUCCCACAGAAACUCAGUUAAAGGUAAUUAACUGGGAAAACACACUCCAGAUCCCACCGCAGGUUAAACUUAGUCAGGAGGCGGUAGAUAUAAUCAGCCGACUGUGCUGCGCUGCCGAGGAGAGGCUCGGGCGCAAUGGGACAGGAGAGAUCAAAGAACAUUCUUUCUUUGAGAAGAUGGAUUUCUCCAGCAACCUGCGUACACAACCCGCGCCCUACCUCCCUAAGAUCAGCCACCCCAUGGACACCUCCAACUUUGACCCAGUGGAAGAAGACAGCCCAUGGAAGGACAGCGGUGACAGCACUAAGACCUGGGAUACACUCAGCUCCUCUCACAGCAAGCACCCGGAGCACGCCUUCUAUGAGUUCACCUUUCGCAGGUUUUUUGACGACAACGGUUGUCCGUUCCGAUACCCUAAACCCCCUGAGAAUGCGCAAAGUAGCCAGGAUCAGACAGACAGAGAGAACCGAGAUUCAGAGGAUCAAUGUGAAGUCUGUGAACCCGUAUACGUGUAACACAAGGACAACACACACUAUGAGGAACACGUCUUGAAAGCUUGUGCUUGUAAACACUGGCGACAGCUGAAUCUUCAAGUCUGAAAUUCUAAAAGAAAUUGUUCUUGUGCAGCAAGUUCUGGUGGGGAAUCGAAAAUAGGCUUCUCCAUUCAAACUGAUAGAUACACUCACCCAUUAACAAACAAAAAGAAAUGACUUCCGAGGUUUUCACAGUCCUAGUAUUUAAAGUACAAGUGAUUUACAAAUGUAUUAUCCAACUUUUUUUUUCUCCUUUUAAAUUUUGAAAUUUACCAUGAAACCACUAUAGAGGGAUUGACAGAAAAAGGACAUCAUGCAAAUGUCUUACACACACAGCAAAAAUAUCAGAUCCAGGCCCCUCAGUUUAACUUGGCACAGUGGAAUUAUUUUCAAAUGGAGAACAGUGAGAAUAGUGCAUGGGCCAGGUGUAAUUCACCAGAUUAUAGUUAUAGUUAUAAGUUUAUAAGUUAUUUCCAACUAAAGUAUCCCAUGGUCAGGUUCACUUUAUAGUAAAAUGUGAUUCCUGCUGAUUGUUUACUACAUCCUUCCACAGUUUACCAUUACGUACACUUCCCUGCAUCAGGAUCCAGGGUCUACAGUAUGUUAAUCCUGCUGGUUUCCUUUCAGGAGCUGUUCAUUGACUCAUCAAUAAAAUACAUAGACAGAAUUCCACAAUAAAAGAACCCUUGUUAGUUUAAGACAUUCUGCAAAGUUACAAAAAAAAAAAAGAACAUUAAACUUGGGAGUCUCACACAAUGUUUUUCCACAUAUUAAGAUUUUAUAAGAAAUGGCUCCUGAAAAGAUUACUUUUCAUAAAUAUUUUUAACAAUGUAGUUUCAUCUUCAGGCACACACCUUCCUCUGUGUAGUGUGGUUAUACAUAAUCAGAUAAUAUAGUUAUAUAAUCAAAGAGAAAAGGGUCUACAAUAAUGAUUUUUAAAACCAUAUUUGACUCGUUGAGCAGUCUAAAAAGAAUAAUAAAAUACAGGGCUCCCUUAUUAUUUCAUGAUUUGAUAGAUUAAUUCAACGUUUAUCCGUGUAGACAGUUGUUUUUUCAUGUAUAUACUAUACUUCACUAUAUAAGGGGCCUUCACCAAUUCACUGCUUCCAGUAUUUCUUGAAGUGUAGUGAAAAAACAAGGGAGUCGUAGUCUGUCCUCAAGCUUUUUAACAGUGGAUUCCAAAAUAAUUUUAUAAAUGUAUACAUUUUUAUUUUUGGGCAUAAAAAUCACUAGAGGUAUAUCAAACAACAGGUUAGUGAACAAAAUCUUACUUAGAAACCGUUUUGCUGUAAGAUUAGAUUAAUGUAGAGAGAGCAUGCACUUACUGUCCAUCUUCCAAGUAGCUACUAAUUCCAAGGGUUGGAUUCUGGCAAACCAAGCUGCUACUGUUUGUGUUGUUCUAUUCUCCAGUGAAUUGUUCUAACUCUAGCCUAAACACUUACUACUCCUCCAACAUUGUGAAAACCAAUACCUGAAUGUGAAACUCAAAUAGGAGAAUGCAAAUUGAAGUGCUUUAUAAAUGAGGAGCAUGUGAUAAAAAGGACAAUGUGCAAUACAGAAUUAUAUCAUUAUAUAGUUUUAUACACAUUACAGACAUCCUUUUUUAACACUUAUUUUAUAAAAUGUUUUGUAGUUUGUAUCUUUUCAAUAUAGUAAAUGGCCUAAAGCUGCUUUUCUUGUGAAAGAGUAGGUUGAAUUGAAAGUGUGUGUAAAGUGUGGCAUACUGAGUGCCGUUAAUGCGAAUGGUGUGAAGGAUUGAUGCAUGAUCGGUGUUUGUGAAUUAUGAAUGAGAAUUGCUUCUGUAUCCUCACAGGCCGGUCCUGUGCAAAAAAAUUAUAUACAAAACAAGUACAUAAACAAAGCAUAACGUAUGUAAUUAGGCCGGGGCUCUACAAAUAAAAACAACUGAUCACCAGCUAGAUAUAUGUAUUUUUGGCUAAAUAAUUGAUUGGUGACAUCAUCGGUUUUUCAUUUUGACUCAAUACCAAUGUCCUACCACCCCCUGAAGGCCAAAAAACCCUAAGGUUUGCGUAUAUUUCUAUCCCAGCAUUGAUGCAUGCUUAACAGAAUUAUCACAAAAUGACCUUGGGUAAUCAAUGUUGAAAAAUACAUUGGUAGUAUUAGAUUCAUAAUGUAAUGUUGGGGUUCAGAUGUGGUGAUGAACUAAAGAAAUUAGCUGGAUGCAGACGGAUUACAGUUCAACAGUUUUAUUAAAGCAGCUUCCUGAUGCACACUCUCUCCUUCUCAAUCACUCAAUUGUCAAUAAAGCUUGUUGAUACUAGCUUACAAAGGUAAUUCUACAACCAGGGUCUCAUGCUUAGCACAAAUUGCCAUCUGCAAGUUAUUUUCUGGAAGUCAUACAAAGCUCAGUUAUAGCCAACACAUGGCCAGCCAUUUCAUCAAAUGGCUGGCCAGAUGAUACCCUGAGAAAAAAUCGGACUGGAGAGGCUUUUCUUGAAACCGUUUUGGAAGGCGGGGCCACACAGCUGAGCAGAUCUUGGUUUUCAGAAAUCCUCCAAGAGUUCAUGAAUGAAGAGCUUGAUAUUCUGAGUAACACACUUUAUGCUUGUGUCUAUACUCAUAUGUCACAUCUCCAUGGGCCAUCUUGUGCUCGAAAGUAGUUUUCAACUUUCAAGAGCUUCUUGUCACUCCCUUGCUAAAUCUUCUUGGUAUUGAUGUGAAGGAAGGAGUUAGUCCUGUAUGUACGUUCUGUGAUGAGGAGAUCAGUGAUGAGAAUGAAUGUACUUGUGUGGACAGCAGCUGGAAAGGAUUGAAGGCCUUCUGGGACACCAAACUCAAGGUAUUGUCAGAACACACUAAAAUGACAUUCCCACAAUAAGUGAGUGAUGGUGAGCAGCAACUCACAAAACUCUGUGCUCAAAGGAUCAGAGAGAGGAUCUCUACUUCAGUCCAUGGAGUUUGUCACAAGUGAUUCAGCUAUCUCAGCAGAAACGCUCAAUAAAAUGAAGUAUGCUCCUCUUACCAAUUUAGGGUGCGAAUCAGAGAUGGCAAGAUUAGACAACAGGAUCCAGGUGUCAGGAGGAAACACUCCUGUUGAAACACUACAGAAACGUCGAAUCAUUGAACAAAAUUAUCUUUUCAGUUAGGAUUCUUGGAAGGACCUAUCAAGUGAAGAAGAAAAAAAGUUUCUUUCCCAAAAGAAGAAAAGCAAAGGCUUUGCUUGAAGAAUUCAAUUCCACAGUGCAAAAAAUGAAACGAGCAGCUUCAAGUGACUGCAGAAAAUGUGCAUAUCUUGGAUACCUUAACUGAUCAACAGAUCCUUCAAGAAUUUAAAUAUCUCUGCUCAACAAUCACUCCAAACUUGAAAGAGGCUAGUAUGGUCAAGGACAAAGAAGGCCAAAGGCGAAAAGUUCUCUUCAGCCGUGAAGUAUUGAUGAAGGCAAUAAAAAACGUUCUGGUGCCAAACUGCAACUUUGACCAAAAUAUUGAUGGAAUAGUAGUUUCUGUCUUAAGAUCGUUUCCAGAACAAUUAUAAUCUGCCAAAAACAUUUACAUGCAUUGCUUACAUUCCAACAAUCAGAUCAAGAAACGUACGGAUUUUAGGUUUUUUUGGCCUCUAAUAGGGGGCAAUAGGAUCAGUAUAUCAGCUCAAAUCAUAAAUCUAAGGUGACCAAUGGAUUUAGCAUCAUUAAUAACUCCAGGUAUAAUCAUUUAAUUGUGCAUUUAUCAGUGUUGGAAUACAUUUGAUUUAUGUUUCUUGGCCUUUAGGGGCGGUAGGACAUUGGUAUUGAGUCUAAAUGAAAAACUGAUGUCACUAAUCGAUUUUUCAGCCCAAAAUACAUAUAUUUAGCUGAUGAUGAGACUAAUUGGACACAAAAAACGUGCACAGUGCCCCAGCCUAAUGUAAUGGGUCAUUGGCAAAUGAUAUAUUUUUCCUAGUUUUCUAAAUAUGUCUUUUGUACCAGGCAUAGUUACAAAAAUGUCCCUUACGACACAUCUGUUAAAUUCUCCUUUUGUAAUUAUAUCAAUAAAACAACGUUAACAAGAGUAGGAUACACUUAUCUUAUCACUAUUGUGUUUUACUGAAUUAAAGUAAAAUUAAAAUGUGUAUUCAACACAGGCUAGCUAAAGAAAAGUUCUUGCAUUCUGAUACGCUAUAUACAGUGCCUAUAGUAAGUAUUCACCCCCCUUGGACGUUUUCACAGUUUGUUGUGUUACAACCUGAAAUCUUGAUGCAUUUAAAUGAGAUUUUUUUUCCUUUGAUUUACACAACCUACUCAACACUUUGAAGAGGCAAGAGAAUUUUUAUUGUGAAACAACAGUUAAUGAAAAAUAAAAAAAAACUGAAAUGUCCUGGUUAGAGAAGUAUUCACCCCCCUGAGUCAAUACUUGGUAGAACCACCUUUGGCAGCAAUUACAGCUGUGAGUCUUGUGGGGUAAGUCUCUACCAGGUUUGCACAUCUGGAUCGUGCAAUAUUCCCCCAUUCUUCUUGGCAAAACUGUUUAAGCUCUGUCAAGUUGGAUGGGGAUCAUUGGUGGACAGCUAUCUUCAAGUCUUGCCACAGAUUCUCAAUCGGAUUCAAGUCCGUGCUUUGACUGGGCCACUCCAGGACAUUCACUUUCUUGUUUUUAAGCCACUCUAGUGUCGCUUUGGCUGUGUGCAUGGGGUCAUUGUCCUGCUGAAAGGUGAAUCUUCGUCCCAGUCUUCUGUCUUUUGCAGACUGAAGCAGGUUUUCCUCAAGGAUUUGCCUGUAUUUAGCUCCAUCCAUUUUGCCCUCUACCCUGACAAGCUUCCCAGUCCCUGCCAAUGAAAAGCAUCCCCAUAGCAUGAUGCUGCCACCACCAUGCUUCACAGUAGGGGUGGUGUUACUUGGGUGAUGUGCUGUGUUGGGUUUGCGCCAGACAUAACGCUUUAGGCCAAAUAGUUCAAAAUUUUGUUUCAUCGGACAACAGAAUCUUUUGCCACAUCUUUUCAGAGUCUCCCACAUGCCUUUUUGCAAACAAGCGGGAUUUUAGAUGUUUUUUUUUUUCAGAAAUGGCUUCCUUCUUGCCACUCUUCCAUACAGGCCAGAUUUGUGGAGUACCUCAGCUAUUGUUGACACAUGGACAGUUUCUCCCAUCUCAGCCACGGAACGCUGUAGGUCUUUCAGAGUUGUCAUUGGCCUCUUGCUGGCUUCUCUGACCAAUGCCCUUCUUACCCGGCUGCUCAGUUUGGGAGGACAGCCUGCUCUAAGCAGAUUGUGGGUGGUGCCGUAUACCUUCCACUUCUUAAUGAUCGACUUGACUGUGCUCCAAGGGAUAUUCAAUGCCUUUUUAUACCCCUGAUCAGUGCCUUUCCACAACUUUAUCCCAGAGUUGUUUUGAAAGCUCCUUGGUCUUCAUGGUAGUAUCUUUGCUUUGAAUGCACUACCCAACUGUGGGACCUUACAGAGACAAGUGUAUUUAAUCUGAAAUCAUGUGAACCACUUUUAUUGCACACAGAUGGACUCCAUUUAACUUAUUGUGUGAAUUCUGAAGGCAAUUGGUUGCACCUGAGCUUGUUUAGGAGUGUUCUAGCAAAGGGGGUGAAUACUUAUCUAAUGAAGACUUUUCAGGUUUUUAUUUUUAAUUGAUUUGUUUUUUCACCCCCCCCCCCCCCCC
This is a messenger RNA of Acipenser ruthenus (sterlet), 9523 nucleotides long. RefSeq names its product serine/threonine-protein kinase LATS2-like. Gene Ontology annotation, molecular function: ATP binding; protein serine/threonine kinase activity; protein binding. The transcript is spliced from 9 exons. NCBI's taxonomy places the organism in Eukaryota, Metazoa, Chordata, Actinopteri, Acipenseriformes, Acipenseridae. Gene Ontology annotation, biological process: regulation of organ growth; hippo signaling; G1/S transition of mitotic cell cycle. The record is from RefSeq and is a predicted model, not a curated record. Gene Ontology annotation, cellular component: nucleus; spindle pole. The coding region runs from base 527 to 3904 and encodes 1125 amino acids.